AGUGUGCGCUGGUUUUGCGAUUUUCUAAAGAUAUAAAUAUAUCUAUCUAAUCUCUAACAAAUCUCGACGCCAAUAUUUACUUAUAUCCCCCGCCAAUACCGAAUUUCUCAACUCUAUUAUCUAUCCAUAUCACACCUCAAAUUCAAUAUCCCAAUGACACAAAAUUAAAACCAAUCAUAAAGAAAAAAAUGUCAGACCCAACUUCAGCCCAGUCCACCCCUUCCUUGCCCAAUCCGCAACCAAUACAACAACAAGAACAACAACAGCCAGAAAGCAAAGAAAAAGAAGAACAAAUUCAACAAAUAGCUAUCCCUCUAGCAGAGGGACAUCGGGAACUCGUCCACCUACCGCGCGUGACCAUAAGAUACUGUACGCAGUGCAAAUGGCUGCUCAGGGCGGCAUAUUUCGCCCAGGAGCUGCUGUCCACCUUCUCCACGACACUGGGGGAGGUGUCUCUCGUCCCGGCUACCGGUGGCGUGUUCACAGUAUCCAUCCUGCACGAGUCUAAUGUCGAUUUCACGACGGCGGAGACCGUGCUAUGGGAUAGGAAAGCGGAGGGCGGGUUUCCGGAAACAAAACAGCUAAAGUCACUCGUCCGUAACAUUAUCGAUCCCUCGCGGGAUCUGGGACAUGUUGAUCGUGCCCUUGCUAAGAACCACGGGAAGGCAGGAGGAGCUGAUACUACGGGGAAGACGGACAUGAACGUGAUGCCUACGCAGACCCAGGCACAGAACGGAUCGUCUCCGCCUGUUACUGCCAUUACCGAUGUUUGUAAGGACUGUGAGUGAGAGGGAGGUUGGUUAUAUGGAGCUAUCUAUGUGUCUCUUCUCUACUUGGUGUGUUCAAAUGGGGAGGGGGGGACCCUCCCCUACCACUCAACAAGGUGCGUGUGAAGGUGAAGGGCGUGGGAUAUGACUAUGAAAGCUGAAGGGAAUGAGUGACGUCCCCGUGUAUGGACGAUUUGGCCUAACUAUUCACGACGGGUCCAAUAGACACACCCCUCUUCGAAAAACGUAUUGAAUGAAGCGCCCGACUUGAGGCGUGGGGAUGUCGAUAUUUCUGAAUUUCCUUUUUUUUUUUUUUUUUUUUUUUUUUUUUUUUUUU
Messenger RNA from Blastomyces gilchristii SLH14081, 1104 nucleotides. Its product is annotated as selT/selW/selH selenoprotein domain-containing protein. Lineage: Eukaryota; Fungi; Ascomycota; Eurotiomycetes; Onygenales; Ajellomycetaceae. The transcript has 3 exons. The record is from RefSeq and is a predicted model, not a curated record. The coding region runs from base 189 to 788 and encodes 199 amino acids.